Molecule: messenger RNA, 1157 nt
Organism: Schistosoma curassoni
Lineage: Eukaryota; Metazoa; Platyhelminthes; Trematoda; Strigeidida; Schistosomatidae
Source: the annotation of a GenBank genome assembly
AUGCCUAAAAAGAAGACUGGACAAAGGAAGAAAGCUGAAAAAGCUAAGAUAAGACAAAAAUUACUCCGAACAAAAGGACUAGAAAUAGAUCUUAUCAACCAUCCUUCGAACAUAUUGAUGGAGUGUGGCCAGUGUGGGAAGCAUCAGAAAAACCGAGCAUUUUGUUAUUUUUGCCAGUCUAUCCAAAGACUCCCAGUGUGUUGUCAUUGUGGUAAACAAAAGUGUUCUGCACGUUCUGGCGAUUGUCUAGUUAAACAUGGUUCUACACAUGUUACUGGACUCAGUAUGGUGGGAGCGGUUUGCGACUUUUGUGAAGCUUGGAUAUGUCAUGGGGAGAAGUGUUUAUCUGUACAUGCAUGUGAAUGUCCACUGAGAGACGCUGUUGUGUUGAAUGUGAGCGCGGGUUAUACAGUUUUGGUGCUUUGUGAGGACGACCAGUUUGAGCACCAGGCAAGCUGUCAACGUUUAGAAAGUGAGAACUUUAAAUGUGCUUCAUGUAACAAAAUGGGAACACAAACGUGUCUCCGUUGUAAAGUUACAUAUUGUGACGAUCACUGCAAGAGAAAAGGUGUGAAGUAUGAACGUGGAAGGCCUAUUCCUUGUCCGAAAUGCGGACAUGAUUUAACUGAUAGUUAUAAUUUGAGCGUAUCAGUUCGCAGCUAUGAGUAUGGUCGCCAGACAUGUGUAGAAAACUACUCUGAUGAAGACAAUGAGAGUGAGAACGAAGAGGAACAAUGUUCUGGAAAAUCAGAAGAUGAACAUGAUGACGAUGAUUAUAAUUUAUAUAUGUAUACAGUUGAAUUCCAAAAUAAUGGGUUUGGUGGAUUCCACAAAGCUGUUUAUGGUGUUCCUUUCACUCGAUUGCUUGAUUAAUUCUAAUUUACGGUUUUUAACUGGGAAAAUAUCCAAUGUUAAGCGGACUGCAACUGAUCAGUCUCUUGUUGGCAUAUGUGCAUCCUGUGCGGACUGCCCCCAUCUCUGUUCAUAGACUCAUUAUUUCUUAUUCAGAUGAACGGAUUUCAGGGGGCAGAGUAUUCAUUCAACAGAUAAUAGCUGUUAGUUGUAUUUUAUUAUUAUAGGUAAAUUAAAACGAUAAACAAGACGAGUUUAAAUAAAUAGUGACUUAUUCAUACCUUUCUCAAUAUAGAAAUCAGGUG